AUGAUGCACACGCUGACGGUCCGGGAUAAACUAGAUGCGUUUAUCCGCUGGUUUUCAGUUGUCGCGGAAGCAACAUAUGCUGCAGCCACUGGGUUCUUCCGAGGCCCUCAGGGGCAGAUACCUGACGAGGAGAUUCAGACCGCUGCAACUGCAGUAAGUACCGCAAAGAUCGAGGAAUGUACACAGUUAACAGAGAAUAGAUACAUGUUCAAGUCUUAUGACCAACUCUACAUGCAUUACUGCCAAAAGAAUGAUCUCAAGCCACAUUUCGUCUCGAAUAUCCGCGGGCUGAAAGGAUUCUGGAUUGGUAGUCCCUCCGCGAAAUAUAUUGCCAUCAACUUCCACGGUGGUGGUUUUGCCAUGGAUGCGACAGCUCCCUACCUUGAUUUCUGGCCGCGGAUACAGAAGAGUCUCGCAAAUUCUGGUAUAGAAACGGCAUGGUUCCAUUGCACAUAUACAUUGACACCGCAUGCGGGGUAUCCGACUCAGUUUCAAGAAGCCGUUGAAGCCCUACGGUAUAUUCUAGAGGAUGUUGGGCGGUCACCGUCGCAUAUUCUACUAGCUGGAGAUUCGGCUGGCGCGAAUUUGUGCUUGGCAAUACUGUCCCACUUGACGCAUCCCUCCGAAGACGUGCCGGAGUUAAUUAUCAAGGAGCCUAUUAAAGGCGUUAUACUCAUGUCUCCAUGGGUCUCGUUUCAUCACAGCUGGCCGAGUGUAGAAGCCAGUGAACACAGGGAUAUCGAUGCAAGGGAGGUCAUGACGGAGUGGUCGCGAGCGUAUCUGAAUGGGUGGCCGUCCAACAACUAUAUCGAAGCGGCAGAAGCAUCAGAAUGGUGGUGGGACAGCAUCCAAGUGCAGCAGACUCUGGUACUUGCUGGGGGUGACGAAGCUCUAUUAGAUCCAAUUAAAGCGUGGGUGAAUAGGUUCAAAGUUCCAAAUCCUGAUACGACCCUGGUAAUUGGGGAAAGAGAAUGCCAUGUUGCACCUCUGGUCUGGCCGAUGUUUGGUGACUAUCACGAAACCCAGCAGGAGCGGGCAUUGAAGCAUUGGCUGCUGGAACGGUUAGGUUGA
Messenger RNA from Aspergillus viridinutans, 1071 nucleotides. Its product is annotated as putative epsilon-lactone hydrolase. The record is from RefSeq and is a predicted model, not a curated record. Gene Ontology annotation, molecular function: hydrolase activity. Bases 1 to 1071 code for a protein of 356 amino acids. Lineage: Eukaryota; Fungi; Ascomycota; Eurotiomycetes; Eurotiales; Aspergillaceae. The transcript is spliced from 5 exons.